This is a messenger RNA of Capsicum annuum, 1973 nucleotides long. RefSeq lists its product as uncharacterized. Bases 786 to 1502 code for a protein of 238 amino acids. NCBI's taxonomy places the organism in Eukaryota, Viridiplantae, Streptophyta, Magnoliopsida, Solanales, Solanaceae. The transcript is spliced from 3 exons. The record is from RefSeq and is a predicted model, not a curated record.
UGUGAGAUGAACCAUGCAAUUUUAGGAGGGUGCUUUCCAUCUAUGUUGCUCGGACUCUUCAAAAUUGUCAUCGGGUGCACGCCGGAUCCUUCAAAAAUAGUGCAUUUUUGAAGGAUCCGACACAGGACGUGUCUGAAGUCUGCCUGUCAAGCUGAUGUAUAUUAGUUCUCUGUAGACGCUGCUCGACUGUUGAAUUACACACUACAUUAACGUUGGCCUCAACCGCUGCAUCGCAUAUGAGGUUAUUGUUUUGUAGUAUUUUGCUACUUUGGGUUUUAAGUGGGAUUAGUUCUCUUUAGCCAUCAUAUCAGUGUGAUUUGCAAGAUGAAUGGCUUAAUCUAUCUGGAGGUGCGUCUGCGGAAUUGAUAAUUUUCAGUUUAAUAUAUCCAAAGAGUAUUCUUACGAAGGGAUUUAUUUAUGUUUCCUUGGAGGUUCUGUCGUUUUAUGCUAAAUAUCAACAAUUAAGGUGCCAGUGACUGGAGGUGCUUUAUUCUAUGAUGUCACUUUUAUGUGAUUCUAUUCUCGUGCAGAUCUUGAACCCGAGACUCCUGUACUCUUCUCGGGGUAGAUAGAUUUUCAGUGUUUUCGUGUUUUUACCAGUUAAAUUGAUGUCAAAGUAAGCAUUUUGGUGUUUUAUUCACUCGCUGAGUUAAUGGUCAAGACAUCGUAUAUUUCUACUGUUACAUGAGGUUGUUCCUUGGAAUAAGCAAUUAUUUCGUCGUGUGAAGAAGUUUGUCCGGAAAUGCUGGUUUCUUGUUAGUUUGAACGAUCAUUAAACUUCAAGAAUGGAUGUUCCGGUUAAGAAACCUCAGGAUAAUGGACAGAAAGCCGUAAUCAGUGAUGACCUUUUGGCUAAGAGGCUAAAAAACCGGGAGCGUCAACGUAGAUACAGAGAAAGGAAACGUCUUAAAGCUGAUGCAAUGAAGGUGUUGGGCACAAACCAACUAGCUUCAUUGCCGGUGGAGGUGCCUGUGAUUGUUGCUUCUCAGGAUAGUGCACAGCCAGUGAAUGUUGCUCCGCUGGACUCUUCGGUUUCAGUAGAAGUCACUCCGCUGGACUCUUCGGUGCCAGUGAAUGUUGCUCCUCUGGACUCUUCGAUUCCAGUAAAGGUUGCUACUCUGGACUCUUCAAUGCCAGUAAAUGUUGGUCCCCGGGCAUAUGUAAUGCCAGUGGAUGUUGCUUCCGGAGAAUGUGUGAUGCCAGUGCGCGCAGCUCCCCGGAACGCAGUCACCCGUGUUUACUCCGCGCGGAAUUGGAAAAGAGAUGCCCGAAAUGCCCAUACAGUGAAACAGAACGAAGUUAGUACUAAUGGUACGGUCUCACCAAAUUUAGCUUCAACUGGUGGAAGUCAAGCACCUGCUUUACCCCGCAUUGAACUGUCAGAUGUCGCGUUGAGUAAUGUAAUUUCUUCACGUGUGACUGCAUUGGAAAAUAAUGGAACACCCAAAUCUAUUCCAAGCAGGAGAAAUUGGAAAGCAGAAGCUAGAAAUAAGAAGAGCUGAAAUCGUCGACAAUAAGUCAUGGUCAAGUACGUCACAGAAUAUUAUCAGUUGUUAUCAGCCUCAUUGUAAUAUCAUUAUACACAACAUUGGAAGGACUGAUGAACUUUGGAUGAUACUAUAUCGGAUGCCCGCCUUACACAGCUCUUAUUAUUUUUCUGGUUUCUGUUCAAUCGACUGAGAAGAUCGUGAGCUGCAGGACAGUUUUGUUGCUCAUGUCCAGGCUAUAUCAGGUCAGAAAUUACGUUGCUACAACUUAAGUGAUUGUGACUCAACUUUCUUCCGACGAAAUGAAUCUUUCAUAUGUUUUUCUGUACAUAUCUGUUGUACGUGGAUUACACCACUUGCGGGAUUACACUGGGUAUGUUGUUGUUGUUUGUAUCGGUUGUAUGUGGAUCGAUCAUCGCUAGUCCGAUUUGUUAUUCAAGAAACUAUCCUUCAAAAUUUAUUGCUUUCUUUGUUUAUGUGUUCCAA